AACAUAAGCAAUUAAACCAUACAGCUCAAGAUGGAUGGCGAUGAUAUGUAUGAUGAAUUUGGGAACUACCUCGGUGACAGUGAUGAUGAGGUGUCGGAUGUAGAGGUUGAAAUGGCCACAGAGAUUGAGCCUAUAAUCAUCUCAGACCAGUCGAAAGAUAAUGGCGACGUUGAAAAUGAUGAUAGCUCCAUUCAUUCUAUCAAUGGUGUCAAACAAGGUACCGUUGUUAAGCAUACGUUACAAUCCACAUUUGGUGAAGGGGUUGAAACUAUAAUCCUGCGUCCAUUCGACGCUAUGGUUGAUGAACCGGUGAUCAAACCAAAAAUUGUAAAAGAAUUGAAAGUUGAAGUGCUGACAACUAUCGAUGAUAAAUCACUACCAGAGGUAACAUUUUCAAGAGAUUAUCUUCAACAGAUAUCGCAUACUGUGCCAGAUCGUAUCAGAAAUGUAGCUAUUGUCGGAGGUCUUCACUCAGGUAAGACAACUCUUGUGGAUCUUUUCAUAUUGCAUACCCAUUCAUCCUUGGCAUCACUGGUCUCGCCACUUCGGUACACAGAUAAUCACAAGUUGGAAGUAGAUCGAGGAUUAUCGAUCAAGAUGUCUCCUGUGAGUCUCUUACUAAACGAUCUGAAUGAUCGUUCAUUUGCUAUGAAUAUAUUGGACUCUCCUGGACAUCCAAAUUUCCUUGACGAAACAUUGGCGGCGAUGCAUGCGUCAGAUGGCAUAAGUUUGGUGGUUGACGUUGUAGAAGGGUUAUCUCCAUCGGAUAAGACUAUUCUUGGUGAAUGUAUGAAACGUAAUCUUCCUAUUUGUGUUGUAUUGAAUAAGAUGGAUCGAUUAGUUUUAGAUUUAAGAUUACCAGUACAGGAUGCCUAUUACAAGAUCAGACAUGUUUUGGAUGAGAUUAAUGAAUGGAUAGAUACUAAUGAAUGGUCCGCUGUAUAUAGUCAUGAGAAGGAAAUGUCCCCACUUACAGGAAACGUUUUGUUUGCUUCUGCUUCAUUGAGAUGUGUCUUUUCUUUGGAAACAUUUGUGAAAAUGUACAAUCAUAACCUGCUAUCCGUCAAUGAUCUUUGGAGUGAUGAUCUUGAUGAUGGAGACGAUCUUUACUAUAAUUCAGAUACCAAGACUGUGUCCGAAACUUCAGAUGCAGGUAAGUUCAAACAAACAUUUGUGGCAAUGGUUUUGGAGCCAUUCUAUAAACUAAUCACCUAUUCAAUUACAGGAGAUGAACGUUUACCAAGUCUAUUGAACGAUUUUGGAAUAAAAUUGAAAAAAGAGUGCUAUACUUGGGAUGCACAGGAGUUGGUCAAGGAAGUCUUCACCAGAAUAUUUUGGGGCGGAAGUGGAUGGGUUGAUAUGAUUAGUGCUAGUAUCCCCCUGGGAUUUCUGAGUUCUAAAGUAAACGGACCAAGCUCUGGAGAAGAUCAUAUUACCACACUCUCUGCUAGUAUCAUAAAACUUGUCGAAUCAUCUUCAGGUGAUUCAUUUUUCGCACUUGUCAAGAUUCAUAGUGGAUCUCUCAAAACUAAUAGUAAGGUAAAGAUACUUGGCGAAAACUUUCUUGAAGAUGAUGAUGACUACCGGGUGGAAACGAUACAUGAACUUUACCUCCCUGGUGGACGGUACCGUGUUCCUGUCACUGAAGUGACUGCCGGGGGUAUAGCCUUGGUUUCCGGAAUAGAUAGCAUUAUAUCGAAGGGUGGAUGGAUAGUUGACGUAAAUCAUGCAACUACUACAAAACUCCCCCAAUUCCCUAACUACAACUCUUCGUCAGUUUUCAAGGUCGCGGUUGAACCUCAGGUUCCUGGUGAUCUUCCAAAACUUGUUGAAGGGUUCCGUCGUUUAAAUAAGGCAUAUUUAGCCAGUCUUAUCAAGGUUGAAGAAAGUGGGGAACAUGUAGUGUUUGCGCCAGGUGAAUUAUACAUGGAUUGUAUGCUCCACGAUCUUCGAUACUUUUUCUGCGAUGAAAAGUUAUCACUUAAGGUUAGUGACCCGAUGACAAGAUUUAGUGAAACUUGCUCUAACUCAUCUGCCGCCAAAAUCACUACAUAUUCCCCAUCUAGCCAUAAUGAAAUUUCUAUCACAGCUGAGCCGUUUGAGGAACCAAAUUUGGCUUGUGCCCUUGAACAAGGUCAAUUGGAUUUACUGCAACCACUGAAAAUAACUGCCAAGUAUCUUCGUGACGAACACGGUUGGGACUCGUUAAGUGCUCGUUCUCUCUGGGCUUUCCAUCUACCAGACAAUACGGGGCCGCCAAACAUCCUCCUUGAUGAUACCUUACAGUCUGAUAAGACUUUACUAAAUUCGGUGAAAGACAGUAUUUCACUUGGUUUCAAAUGGAGUACUAAUGAAGGUCCCCUCUGUGACGAGCCUAUUCGUAGGACUAAGUUUAAAAUCUUAGAUGCAGUUAUCAGUGGAUCAGAAAUCCAAAGAAGCGGUACUCAAAUUAUCCCUAUGACUAGAAAGGCAUGCUAUGCUGGAUUUAUGACAGCUAGUCCGAGAUUAAUGGAACCCGUUUAUUCGGUACAUGUGACCUGUAUUUCCCAGGCAGUUCCUGCUAUCUCUAGAAUUCUUGCUAAAAGAAGAGGUACAGUAACCCUGAGUCUGGGUAUUCCUGCAACAAAGUUAUAUCGUGUUGAGGGAAGCGUUCCGGUGAUCGAAUCAUUUGGGUUAGAAACUGAUAUCAGGCUCCAAACACAAGGUCAAGCCAUGUGUUUCCUUGAAUUCUCUCAAUGGGAUUUAGUCCCAGGGAAUCCUUUGGACAAAGAUUGUUUCCUCCCUUCCUUGAGACCAGUCCCAAUAGAACUGCUUGCGCGGGAUUUUGUUAUGAAGACUAGAAAGCGGAAGGGUUUAAGUGGUGAACCAAACUUACAAAAAUUUAUUGGAGCAGAAUUGUAUGACAAGUUAAAGGAGAGCGGAUUAAUAGAUAAAUAGUUAAUAGAACAAUUCUAUAUCCUUAAUAUGUCUGAAGAUAAAAACUCUCUUCAAUUCACUUCUACAAAUUUCAUAUCUAGUUUUAAAAAAUUCUUCUUUCUAUAUAUUGAUACAUAAUACACAUUUGCAACUCCU
[Candida] anglica is the source of this 3072-nucleotide messenger RNA. NCBI's taxonomy places the organism in Eukaryota, Fungi, Ascomycota, Pichiomycetes, Serinales, Debaryomycetaceae. The record is from the annotation of a GenBank genome assembly.